Molecule: messenger RNA, 531 nt
Organism: Paramecium sonneborni
Lineage: Eukaryota; Ciliophora; Oligohymenophorea; Peniculida; Parameciidae
Source: the annotation of a GenBank genome assembly
AUGAACUAGUUUUUUUUAUAUAAUUAAAUAAAAUAAAUUAAAAAAAACAAUUUUGUUGUAAAUAUUAAAGUACUGCAAUUAUUAAUAUAAAUAGAUGCUAUCCUCUUUAAAGUAAAUUCUUGCCUCAUAAAAAGAAAUUCUAAUGGUAAUACCUGCCUUUUGUUCUUAUUAUUUAUUAACCCAACAUGUGAUUUCAUUUGAAGUUUCAGAGGGCUAAUCAAUGCAUCCAACUGUAAAAGAUGGGGAAUUUGUAGUGGUUCAAAGAGCACUUUAUAAAAUAUAAAAAGGUGAUAUAAUUAUAGCCAAAUCUCCUGUUAGACCAGAUUACAUAGUUUGUAAAAGAAUAAUUCACUUGGAAGAUGAGAUUGAUCCUUAUGGUAAUAAGGUACCUAAAAACCAUGUUUGGAUUGAAGGUGAUAAUGGAAAGUUAUCUUUUGAUUCUAAGUUUCAUGGUCCAAUUCCAAUCAACUUAAUUUAUGGAAGAGUAAUUUAUUGAGUGAAUUUGUAUUUGAUUUCAUUUUUAUCAAUCAG